AUUGUCGAACAAUAACCUUUACAUUAUAGACGGUUGACACCCUUUCCAACCUAGAGGUGCUGGUGUGCUCAUUCUAAAUGUGCCAUUACCUGGUGUCUCAUCGCUUAUUGGAUUGGCCGCUCACGCCUUCCUUUUCUUUUUUGUGUGUGGAUGACGACUUAGUCUCGAUGGUCGACAUGGUAAUCUGUGACUAGUAUAUGGGAAUCGUGGGGUAACUUGCAGUGACUGUUCUUGGGCUAUUAUCGUGGUAGAUGUUACCUGCUUCUUUGGAUCGCCCUCCAUCAUCCGGCAUUGUAAAGGAAUCCCUCUAAUCUCUACUUUGAUGAUGGAGACUUUCCUUCGCAUCAUUCAGUGCAAUUCGUCUUCAGCCUUUUGGAAUGACGAGAGCGAUUGGCAGGUCAGAAGGUCCCGCUUAGACUCCUCUACAUAUUCGCUCAUUACCCCUACGAUGCCUGCAGUCACUUCUGGUAAAGUCUUGGUCACUGGUGCCAACGGCUACGUGGCCAUUUGGAUCAUAAAGACCCUCUUGGAAAAAGGGUACUCUGUUUGGGGUACCAUUCGUUCCGAUUCUAAGGCCGCACACGUUCGGAGCCUCUUUGCGUCCUACGGCGACAAGUUUGAGCUUGUCGCCGUUAACGACUUCACCAAGGAAGGAGCGUUUGAUGAGGUUGUCAAAGGCGUGGUCGCCAUUGAGCACACCGCAUCUCCCGUCAGUUGGAGUGCUAAAGACCCCAACGAGCUAAUCAAGCCUGCGGUCGAAGGGACUCUGGGAGUGCUCCAGAGUGCUCUGCGACACGGUACUCAAGUCAAACGCGUCGUAAUCACAUCCUCUGGAGCUGCUGUUCAGGAAUUCGGUGUUGCUCCUGAACGCCGUGUUUACUCCGAGGCCGAUUGGAACAGGAAGUCUAUCCGUGAGGUAGAGACCAAAGGCGAAGGUGCUGACCAGCUCGAGAAGUACUGCGCUAGCAAGACUUUGGCCGAACUCGCCGCUUGGGAGUUUUUCGAGGAGCAGAAGAAGAAGGGCUACUUAUCUUUUGAUAUUGUUACCCUUGUUCCGCCCUACGUCUUUGGUCCGUGGCUCCAAGAAGUCAAGGAUCCAUCUGCUUUGAAUAUGCCAAACAACUUCUUUUACGACAAUGUUAUUCAGGGCAAGGCCAGCAAUGAGUCCCUGGCCAACGACGGAGGUCAAUUGGUCGACGUUCGCGACCUCGCACUGGCGCACGUCCUUUCAAUCGAGAACGCAGAGGCAGGCGGGAAACGACUGCUCAUCAGUGCGGGUAAUUUCAAAUGGCAGGAUAUCGUGAACGCCGCUCGGCGCUAUUCCGCCAAGAUACCAGCAGGCAAUGUCUCCUACAAUCCUGAGUCUGCUGAACAUCUUAUCACAUUGGAUACUUCUUCCACUGAGAAGGUGCUUCCCGAGCUCCACUACCGCAGCAUAGAGGACACCACGUUAGGUAUGUUAGAGUCCCUCGAGAAGAGCGGUGAAUCGGAGGAACUCUUGUCUUUCAAUGUCAGAGUUUUGGCCAAAUUGAAUAGAAUUAUUAUUAUGUGCCAGUUAUGGACUGAGUGUCAUCAUUUCAAUGCCAGAGCUUCGUUACAUCCUGAUCGAUGAGCGAUGUCGACGAGCCUUCAUGUCUUGUCAAAAAAAGGAAACUUAUCGGGAGGUGUCAGACAACAAAAGCAAAUAAACCGGGCAGUAUGUGCAGGUAGUCUCGCACAACGGGCAUACAUGCGUCUCACAAUAAGCAUUGCUGUCCGAG
This is a messenger RNA of Somion occarium, 1760 nucleotides long. The record is from the annotation of a GenBank genome assembly. Lineage: Eukaryota; Fungi; Basidiomycota; Agaricomycetes; Polyporales; Cerrenaceae.